CUCGACAUGCUCCUUUGACAAUAUCUAGCAGAUUUGAACCAUUUAAAUCGAUGCUAUCUCUCCCUCCAGCUCUACACGAUUGUUGUGGCCCAGACAAGAAAAUGAAGAACGCCGAUUUCUCGUUCGCUACUAGAGAAGAUUCAAAGGAGACGAAGACCCAGAUCGGCGACGAGAACGAUCCCCGUCGCCACGACCCUGCAUGCGCGCGUCCGGCGAGCAAAACCGCGGCAUCGGCCGGCGAGCCGCGCGAGGAGUCUCCUCCCCCAUCUCCAAGAUUACCAGAGCAUCGACAACCGCAGCCGCCGUUUGAGCAUAAUGCUCAUAUCGGUGAGGCCAAAGACGGCUUGGCACGGCCUCAGCCAGACAACGCGUGCAGCGGGCGGGAGAGGCUGAAGAGGCAUCGGGGCGAGGUUGCGGGCCGGGUCCCGAUACCCGACUUGUGGGGUCAAGAGAUCUUCUUGAAGGACUGGAUGGACUACUCAGCGUUCGACGCGUUUUUGGCACCGAAGGGGGUCGCCUCAGCCCGCGAGGUGCUGAUGGCCGAGGGGCGGCGGCGGCAGGCGACUUCGAAUCAGAGGCUGAAAAUAGAGGGCAGGUGUUGAUGAUGAGGGACCCUAUAAAUCAGGCCUGCGUUAAAACUUCAGUGAACUGCGGAUUUUCACUUCUUUUCUAUUGUAAUGAACGCUGUGGUUCCCGGCGAUUUAAUUCAUUCGAUCAGGCUGUUUCCUUGCUUGUCCUUGUGCAAUCGUAACGUUCGAGAUAUUAAGAAUCGAAAUUGUAAGCAGAAUUAAUUUCUUUCAUCUU
Messenger RNA from Rhodamnia argentea, 804 nucleotides. Its product is annotated as protein BIC2-like. Gene Ontology annotation, biological process: blue light signaling pathway. NCBI's taxonomy places the organism in Eukaryota, Viridiplantae, Streptophyta, Magnoliopsida, Myrtales, Myrtaceae. The transcript is spliced from 2 exons. The record is from RefSeq and is a predicted model, not a curated record. Bases 51 to 602 code for a protein of 183 amino acids.